AUGGCAGCCUUCCAGUACCAGCCAUUGGAUCGCUCCAGGAAAGAAAUCAGGCUCUUGAUACUAGAAGACCCACCCAAUCCUAGUAGAGCAAUUUUCCGAUCAACCACUUUGAAAUGCCGUAUGAUUCAUACGUCUUUGCGAUUUUCACCACGGCCAGACUAUUACGCGCUGUCUUAUGUCUGGGGAGAUCCUACCCCAGUUAUAAACAUUGAGAUCGACGGAAAGCACACCAAGAUCACGAAGAAUCUCGCCGAGGCUCUAGGAUCCAUUCAGAAAAACACAAAUUAUCAUGUGAUCUGGGCCGAUGCGAUAUGUAUCAACCAGGCAGACAAUGACGAAAAAGGCUGGCAGGUCCAGCAGAUGAUUGAGACAUACGCAAGAGCCCAUGCCGUCAUUGCAUGGCUCGGACAGUCGUUCAAUCACAGCGAUCGAGCCCUCCGCGAUCUGGAUGCCAUG
This is a messenger RNA of Mytilinidion resinicola, 456 nucleotides long. RefSeq lists its product as uncharacterized. The annotation marks the transcript as partial. The record is from RefSeq and is a predicted model, not a curated record. Lineage: Eukaryota; Fungi; Ascomycota; Dothideomycetes; Mytilinidiales; Mytilinidiaceae. The transcript has 2 exons.